CUCCCUCAGUACGCACUGACGUCACUUCGCCGCGACCCGGAAGUGCGCGUGUGGCGGCUGCCGGCGGGUAAGCAGGCCCUCGGCGUGGGAAGGCUGCGUUCCUGACGUACCGAGAUGUGUUUAGUGACUGUCUCCAGAUGCACAGGUGCCUGUAUCCUUGGCACAGGCAGGCCCUGAGCUGUAGUUGGAGUAGGUUGUGCCUUCUGAAGCGAUACCUAUUCACGAUGAAGUUGCAGUCUCCAGAAUUCCAGUCACUUUUCACAGAAGGAUUGAAGAGCCUGACAGAAUUGUUUGCCAAAGAGAAUCAUGAAUUAAGAAUAGCAGGAGGAGCAGUAAGGGAUUUACUAAAUGGGGUGAAGCCUCAAGAUGUGGAUUUUGCCACUACUGCCACCCCUACUCAGAUGAAGGAGAUGUUCCAGUCAGCUGGUGUUCGCAUGAUAAACAACAAAGGAGAGAAGCAUGGGACGAUCACUGCCAGGCUUCAUGAAGAAAAUUUUGAAGUUACAACACUCCGCAUUGACGUCACCACUGAUGGGAGACAUGCUGAGGUAGAAUUCACAACUGACUGGCAGAAGGAUGCUGAACGAAGAGACCUCACCAUAAACUCUAUGUUCUUAGGCUUUGAUGGUACCUUGUUUGAUUAUUUUAAUGGUUAUGCAGAUUUAAAAAAUAAGAAAGUUCGAUUUGUUGGACAUGCUAAACAGAGAAUUCAAGAAGAUUAUCUUCGGAUUUUAAGGUAUUUCAGGUUUUAUGGCAGAAUUGUCGACAAACCUGGUGACCAUGACCAUGAGACACUAGAAGCAAUUGCAGAAAAUGCCAAAGGCUUGGCUGGAAUAUCAGGAGAGAGGAUUUGGGUGGAACUGAAGAAAAUUCUUAUUGGUGACCAUGUAAACCAUUUGAUUCACCUGAUUUAUGACCUUGAUGUGGCUCCUCACAUAGGUUUACCUGCUAAUGCAAAUUUAGAAGAAUUUAACAAAGUCAGUAAAAAUGUUCAAGGCUUUUCACCAAAACCAAUGACUCUUUUAGCCUCUUUAUUCAAAGUACAAGAUGAUGUCACAAAACUGGAUUUGAGAUUGAAAAUUUCAAAAGAAGAGAAAAACUUGGGUUUAUUUAUAGUUAAAAACAGGAAAGAUUUGAUUAAAGCAACAGAUAGUUCAGAACCAUUGAGACUAUAUCAAGACUUCGUUAUAGAUUCAAGGGAACCAGAUGCAAUUGCCCGUGUGUGUGAGCUGCUGAAGUACCAAGGAGAACAUGGUCUGCUCAAGGAGAUGCAGCAGUGGUCUGUCCCACGGUUCCCUGUGAGUGGACAUGACAUCAGGAAAGUGGGCAUUUCUUCUGGGAAGGAAAUUGGGGCCCUGUUACAGCAGUUGCGUGAACAGUGGAAGAAAAGUGGUUACCAAAUGGAAAAAGAUGAACUUCUAAGUUACAUAAAGAAGACGUAAAAUGAACUUUCUACAAAACAGUGGUGAGUCUUGAUGAGGUAGAGGAAGGAGAGCAUGGACUCCUCCAAAAUAAACUUCUGUUCUCAAGUUACCAUUUUCCUCAGGUGGAGUAGUCUGCUUUUAGUGUUUACAGAAACAUAUUUUAUUAGCUUCACAGUAGUCAAGAAUGUUAAAUAAGAGGACUCUUUUUCAGCUGCAAGUAAAAUCCCUACUCCCUAAUUCCUUUACCACUUUAAAAGUAAAAGGGUGGCCAGAAUAAAGCAGGCUAGAUAUAACAGGACUUACUGUUUUUCCCAUCUCAUUAUAUCCCUGCUUAAGGCCUCUGAUCUACAUAUCAAUGGAUCAAGCAAUAGUUCUAAUUACACUGGAUCAUAAAGUUUUACAAUAAACUGCAUUUCAGUUUUUUGCCCUAAGAAAUGCAGUGACUUACCCCCUUCCUAUUCAUUUCUACCUAUUGAUGAAAUGAAGGUUAGUUAAAACUAUUCCUGUUCUGUUUCUCUUGUAUGAUUUCUAGAAGCUUCACUGAAGACUAAGCGAAGGAAGAGUCAACAAAAAACAGUGAACACAAACAUAUUACCCAGGAAACCAGCUGUGUACUGUAGAAGGCCGGCCUAUCAGAUUCAGGUUGGAAGCUUUAUACACAGUCAGUGCCUCAUGUACAUAUCCAUGAGGAUUCACAUACGCUGCCAUUGGACCACAUAAAGAUAAACUGCAACAAAGAAGCAAUAUGGAGAAUAAGAUAAAAACAGUAAUCCCAAUCUUUUCCUUCUUUGGUGUAUAUGUUUUUAAUGUUUGAAUUUUGUCUCAAAUAUAAAUACAGUAUACAGGAGGCUGGCAGAUAAUAUUUGGUUUUUUUUGAGACAGAGUUUCUCUGUAGCUUUGGAGCCUGUCCUGGAACUUGCUCUGUAGGCCUCGAACUCACAGAGAUCCACCUGCCUUUGCUUCCCAAGUGCUGGGAUUAAAGGCGUGCACUUCUACCACCCAAAGACAUUCUAUUUUUACAUGAAAAUUUUCUUUGAUAAUUCAAAGGGAAACACACUAUUUUUGAAAAGGUCCUGUUUCUUAAUCUUUGGAUAGUUGGCUGCUUUGCAGACAGUUUCCUUACUUUCUUGAUUUAUAAUCCUACUGAAUUUAUCAAAAUGUUAAACUACUGUGCAUUAAUUAGCAUAUAUGCAGAGACAUACCCUAGUUUGGUCCUGUGUGGCAUAACUAGUUAAAAGAUAAUGCUUGACACACUCAUGUCAGAAGAUAAACAGCCUUACCCCAAACUGAACCAAUUUUCUUUGUUGAGUAUAAUUUUUAGACACUGGAGGAGAAAGUUUGAAAGGGAAAUUGGAAAUGUAUUGAGAGGUAUACUAAAAAUACAAUAAAAAUCUUACCUAAAUAUUUCA
This is a messenger RNA of Mesocricetus auratus (golden hamster), 2833 nucleotides long. It is a transcript of the gene Trnt1, whose product is annotated as tRNA nucleotidyl transferase 1. The transcript is spliced from 9 exons. Gene Ontology annotation, biological process: RNA processing. Gene Ontology annotation, molecular function: RNA binding; nucleotidyltransferase activity. The coding region runs from base 138 to 1442 and encodes 434 amino acids. The record is from RefSeq and is a predicted model, not a curated record. Lineage: Eukaryota; Metazoa; Chordata; Mammalia; Rodentia; Cricetidae.